UGACUUUAUUAUAACAUAUUUAUGAACACAUUAAUGAGCCAGGUGGUGUUCGGCUGAGGAUUUGAGUUUUGAGAUGCGUGUUUUGUUUGGCUGUGUCGCCUUUAAUCGGUGCUGGGUGGAGGCUGUGAAACUCAGCGAAGCUGCCGAGUCCACACUGAAGAUAAACAGACCGAAAAUGGACAGAAGGUUAAUGUGAAUGGGAGAUUAAAAAACGGGUUAGACAACAAUGAACUGGUACGAGUCAGUCGGGUUACAUUUGAGUCCACACCUGUAGUGCUUGUGUUUGUAAGAGCUUCUGUGAAAACUAACCUGGAGGUUUGGAGGAACCCGAGGGUGUCGUCAUGUUGAAGGAUGUUCCGGAAAGUGAAAAAGCGGCACAGCAGCAGCAGCUCUCAGAGCAGUGAGAUCAGCACCAAAAGCAAGUCUGUGGACUCCAGUCUGGGAGGUCUGUCCAGAUCCAGCACAGUCGCCAGCCUUGACACCGACUCCACCAAGAGCUCAGGUAACAGUGCAUCUGACACCUGCGCUGAAUUCCGGGUCAAGUAUGUUGGAGUCAUCGAGAAGUUGCAGUUUGACAUGAGCAGGACUCUGCAGGAACCUCUGGACCUCAUCAACUACAUCGAUGCAGCUCAGCAAGAUGGAAGGCUACCCUUCGUCCCCGGAGACGAGGACAUGAUUCUGGGUGUGUCCAAGUAUGGAGUCAAACUGGCCUCUGCGGAUCAGUGUGACGUGCUGCAUCGACACCCUCUGUACCUGGUCGUCCGUAUGCUGUGUUACGACGACGGCCUCGGUUCAGGGAAGAACCUGCUGGCUCUGAAAACCACUGACACAAAACAGGAGGAAUGCAGCAUUUGGGUUUAUCAGUGCGGCAGCUCGGAGCAGGCUCAGUCUAUCUGUAAAGUGCUGUCGGCGUCGUUUGACUGCGCUCUGACGUCAGGCAAGUCCUGAGGACCGAGGUGGAGAAGAGCGGGAGAUUUGUCCCGAAGAAACGUGAAACAACUGCAAACUUAGCAACAGUGAGUUCAGACGAAACUCUACAGCUGCCAAAAAUGUGAUUUAUUUUUUUAAAUUACUUUUCUUGUCAUUCUUUUUACCCUCAUACCUGACUGAAAACCUAAUUCAAAAAGUGUUUCGCAUUUUUGCCAGUUUGCGCUGAGUGAUAAGAAACAAAAAAUCAUCGUGAAUUCCUUUAAAUACGUUUUUUUUUUUUUUUUUAUCUUUUAAACGGCACAAAAAAACAACAGUUGUUCGAGUAAAUAAUAUGGUACAACGGUGGAAAAAAAACGCGGAAUCGCUUAAAUUAUUCGUUAGUAUUAUUAUACAGUAUUUGGUUCGAGGAACAGUUUAUUUUUUUUAGCUUUCCCUCUUCUGUUCUUUUCUACAUCAGAUAUUUUCCGGUGUAAAAUAUUGCAACUCACCGCCGCCAAGCGAAGAGAAACUGCUGGGUGUCAUAGCAGGGUUAGCUUUGCUCAGGAUACGGACUCUCAAAACGGUACAUAUCAACGCGGUGCUAAUAGGCUAAGCGCCAACUCCUCGCUAAAAUACAGCUAACACCCUAAGCCAACAACGUAACACGUUAAGUGCUACGUGUCUUCAUAUUUUUGGAUUUCAUCAGUAACUUAUGUAGUAACUAAAUGUUUUACCCAGUUCUUUAUUGGAUUCGAAUUACAUGAAACAAUGCACAGGUUGCAGGGCUUUAUGAAGUAUUCUUAGCACCACCUACCGGCCAGGGAAGAAUAACAUGCUCAAUGCUGAGAUGGACAAAAACAUAUAUAUAUUUUAAAACUGCAUUAUUUUUUGUAUGUUGUGGUAAUGUCAGAUAUUCAGUUGUACGAAUACACAGUACAGUUUAAUGCACAUUAAAACCAAGAAGACGGUACAUGAAAUACUUUAACUGCCUCUUCAGACAUAUCCGACUUAUUUUUAUUAAUUUCAAUAACGUUUUACCACUCAUUUACUCUUUUUCUCUGUAAAAGUACCAAACGCUCAAUGUAUUUGUUGCAGUACAUAUCUUUUCAGGUACACGGUUUUUGACAGCAGAAUAAACCUAAUCAGUUGUUUUAAUGCUUGAAGUGAUCUACAUUUGUCAUUUUAAACUGGACUUGGUUCUGUACAUACAGGUCAACCUGCCUUUUCAAUGUUCCAGUAAAGACAGUUCGACAGUGUGUUCUCUGGUACAAUAAAGUAUACGUUUACCACUAAAGUA
Messenger RNA from Cynoglossus semilaevis (tongue sole), 2206 nucleotides. RefSeq names its product integrin beta 1 binding protein 1 (gene itgb1bp1). Gene Ontology annotation, cellular component: ruffle; lamellipodium; cell periphery. The record is from RefSeq and is a predicted model, not a curated record. Gene Ontology annotation, biological process: negative regulation of focal adhesion assembly; negative regulation of substrate adhesion-dependent cell spreading. Gene Ontology annotation, molecular function: integrin binding. The coding region runs from base 352 to 948 and encodes 198 amino acids. Lineage: Eukaryota; Metazoa; Chordata; Actinopteri; Pleuronectiformes; Cynoglossidae. The transcript is spliced from 7 exons.